Molecule: messenger RNA, 506 nt
Organism: Lytechinus variegatus (green sea urchin)
Lineage: Eukaryota; Metazoa; Echinodermata; Echinoidea; Temnopleuroida; Toxopneustidae
Product: sortilin-related receptor-like
Exons: 2
Coding region: 12-506 (164 amino acids)
Biological process (GO): post-Golgi vesicle-mediated transport
Cellular component (GO): Golgi apparatus
Source: RefSeq, a predicted model, not a curated record
CAUCCAGAAACAUGGCGACCGGAUUUUUACGAAUCCUUUUUCUGGUGCAUAUAUUAUCACUCAUAAGUGUUUCAGUGCAUUCUUUCAGACCAGGAUCGAGGUCAAAAACUCUAAAUUUUCCUCACCAAGAAAUCAAUGAUGGAAUAAAAAGGAUAAGGCGGAGUGUCCCCUCUGAAAAUGCAGCGUCUUCUUCGCGGUCGCGGACGGCGAGACAAGCGGAGAGCUCAGCCGACGAGUCCUCGGGACAUGGUAUUCAAGUCACGAAGUUUGACCUGAAUGACCCUCACCCAGAGCUUAUAGUUCAUUGGGCGGGUAAAGGCAGUGAUGUCAUACUGUGUCUCACCCGUGACAUCACGCAAUCCAGCCAUUCAGCAAGCUACGUUUAUAUCUCAGAAGACUAUGGGGCAACUUUCACGAACAAGUCCAGUACAAUGUGCAACACUUCGCCCAAUCAAGACCAGUCUACGAUCGAUUUAUACAGUAGUAAGGUGAUGAAAGGAGGGUAA